Molecule: messenger RNA, 2494 nt
Organism: Prunus mume (Japanese apricot)
Lineage: Eukaryota; Viridiplantae; Streptophyta; Magnoliopsida; Rosales; Rosaceae
Product: Sec14p-like phosphatidylinositol transfer family protein
Source: RefSeq, a predicted model, not a curated record
AUGUCUUUCUGCUAAUCUAUCCUUAUUAUAAACUCAUUCAGCUCUUCAUUAAAUUUUCUCGAGAAAAUUCCCGAUUUUUUCUCGGGAAAAUCUCCUACCGACUUUCUUUUUAUCCGUUUAUCACUCCGUCUCUGUUUCUGGAUAGAUUCUCUGCGCCCGAAUCGAUGACCUAAGCUUCUCGGAUGGUGAUCCAGCUUUCAAUCUAGUAUAUGGGUACAUGCAUGCUGUAGAGUUUACUGUGGAUUUGCUUUCUUGCUCUGAAAAAUUAGUGUCAAGCAAUUCGGAAGAUCUUCCUUCUGCAUAGGACUAACAUGUCAGGCCUAGAAGGGCUGGGAGCUUGUGAUGAAAUUCGAGAUAGAAGGUCAGACUUUGAGAAUUCUGAAGAGGAGCGACGACGCUCAAGGAUUUGCAACCUCAAGAAGAAGGCGAUAAAUGCUUCAAGCAAGUUUACUCACUCUCUUAAGAAAAGGGGAAAAAGGAAAAUCGAUUACCGGGUUCCAUCAGUUUCCAUAGAAGAUGUACGUGAUGAAAAAGAGGAGAGUGCUGUCCAAGAAUUGCGUCAAAGACUCCUUGACAUGGACUUGUUGCCAGCGAGGCAUGAUGACUACCAUACUUUGUUGAGAUUUUUGAAAGCUAGAGACCUUAACAUUGAAAAAACAAUCCAUUUGUGGGAAGAAAUGCUUAAAUGGAGAAAAGAAUUUGGAACAGACACCAUUUUGGAGGAUUUUGAAUUUGAAGAGCUCGAUGAAGUAUUGCAAUAUUACCCUCAAGGGUACCAUGGGGUUGAUAAAGAAGGCAGACCGGUUUACAUAGAAAGGCUAGGAAAAGCUCAUCCAAGUAGGCUUAUGCAAAUCACCAGUAUAGAGCGAUACUUAAAGUAUCAUGUCCAAGAAUUUGAGAGAGCUCUACAGGAGAAAUUCCCUGCUUGUUCAAUUGCAGCGAAGAGACAAAUCUGUUCAACAACAACUAUACUUGAUGUACAAGGCUUGGGCAUGAAAAAUUUCACCAGGACUGCUGCGAAUCUCUUGGGUGCUAUGACAAAGAUAGACACCAAUUACUACCCUGAGACAUUACACCGAAUGUACAUUGUCAAUGCUGGCCCUGGCUUUAAGAAGAUGCUUUGGCCUGCUGCACAGAAAUUUCUUGAUGUAAAGACUAUUUCAAAGAUACAGGUUCUGGAACCCAAAUCUCUGUCUAAACUACUGGAAGUCAUUGAUUCAAGUCAGUUGCCAGAUUUCCUGGGCGGAUCAUGUACAUGUUCUACUGAAGGAGGCUGCCUUAAGUCUAAUAAAGGUCCAUGGAAUGACAUAGAGAUAAUGAAGCUUCUGCAUGCUGCUGAAGCAACAUUUGUGAGGGAAAUCACCAGAGUGUCUAAUGAACAGCAGAAACUUGACUCUUAUAUUCAAAUAAGCCCACUGAAGGGCAGAACAAGUGAUACAUCAAUUGCAGAAUCGGCGUCAGAUAAUGAUGAUCCAAGUUCUUCGCUGGGACGAAGGAGUUCUACGUUUCCUCCUUUGGAUGCAGUUAAUGAAGAAGCAUCAGAUCCAAAUGCUUACUACAGCUGUGAUGAUAAUUUGCCUCUGGUUGAGAAAGCUGUAACAAGUGAUCAAGGAGUGGGACAUCGUCAGGGUCAAUCACUUAAUCAUAGCAUGGAAAAUGUUUUUCGUGAGGCAACAUCAAAUUCAGAAGGUAGUUCAGUUGACUUUCGGCAUGACAUUGUUAAGGACCAAAUUGAGAGGAGGGACUUCUCUCGUGUGGCAAGAAUGCUGAUAUCUUUCCUGGUCAGAGUACUACCAUUUUCUCAUAUUCUACGAUUUGAAUUUUGGGGAAGGAAGAACAACAUUUACCCAUCUAAUUUGGUGGAAAGCAACACACAUAGCCAGUCACCAACACCUGAAGCUGUGAAUGAAGAAGACUAUGUCCUCCCAUGUUUACAGCGUCUUCAACAGCUAGAAAAGGUAUACGAGGACCUUAACAACAAGCCUGCUGCGAUUCCUUUAGAGAAGGAGCGAAUGUUGAUGGACUCUUUGGACAGGAUAAAGUCUGUUGAACAUGAUCUUGAGCAAACAAAAAGAGUACUGCAUGCUGCAGUGGUAAAGCAACUAGAGAUUGCUAGGUUGCUGGAUAAUCUGCAGGAAUCUAAAUUUCGUAAGAGACCGUUUUGUUGAACAGGUAAACGACUCAUAGUAGAACAAGCUACAUGCGUGGAUCUAUGUUAAAGAAGUAUGAUAAUAUACACACUCGGAAGAGGCAGAAGGAUAGAUUUUCUCCUCCCUCCCACCCCUUUUUUUUUCCUUCUUUUUUGAAAUUUCCUGUCUAUCAAGCUACAUGGGCUGUAACCUUUUUGCUGCUUUGAAACAGAACAGUGCAGAGAUGAACCAAAAAAAAAAAAAAAAAAAGGAAAAGAAAAAGAAUUAAUGAAAUCUUGUAUAAUUCGGCAUCACUUGUUUUCGUUUUGGAGAAAAAAAAAAUGCAAGGUCUUCUACUCUUCUUA